This is a messenger RNA of Ornithorhynchus anatinus (platypus), 2806 nucleotides long. RefSeq names its product heterogeneous nuclear ribonucleoprotein A0. Bases 475 to 1365 code for a protein of 296 amino acids. Lineage: Eukaryota; Metazoa; Chordata; Mammalia; Monotremata; Ornithorhynchidae. The record is from RefSeq and is a predicted model, not a curated record. Gene Ontology annotation, molecular function: RNA binding. The transcript has a single exon.
AGAACAGUGCUCGGCACAUAGUAAGCGCUUAACAAAUACCAACAUUAUUAUUAUUACGACAAAGGAAGCAGGUAGCAUGGAAGCGCGCGCCUCGGAGAUAGUAGAGAAAAGAAAGAGCGUUGUACCGUGGGUCGCAACCCCUAAGGGCGGGGCGAAUAUCGGAGAGGCGGGGAUUGGCCAGCGGGCGGCGAGACGGCGUGCAUCGGCGGUGACGCACGCCAACGGCGCGGGUGCGCGCGCGUCCAGCGUCCUCUUUGUGUGGUUCCCAGAACGGGAGAGGACGAAGAGGUGGUGGUUGGGCCUACUCCGUUAUAGCCUUCAUUUCGGCGCCUUCCUGCACACCGGCUCCCGACCUUUUUCGCCUGUUCGCCGUCCCGUGAGGGUGACGGGCGGCGGCAGCCGGGCUGGGCUGGAGAAGUGAGGGCGGCGAAGCUGCGGCGCUUGCUGGGCGUGGGGAAGGUCGGGGCCGCGGAGAUGGAGAACUCGCAGCUGUGUAAACUGUUCAUCGGCGGCCUCAACGUGCAGACGAGCGAGUCGAGUCUGCGCUGCCACUUCGAGGCCUUCGGGACGCUGACGGACUGCGUGGUGGUGGUCAACCCCCAAACCAAGCGCUCCCGCUGCUUCGGCUUCGUGACCUACUCCAACGUGGAGGAGGCCGACGCCGCCAUGGCCGCCUCGCCGCACGCCGUGGACGGCAACACGGUGGAGCUGAAGCGGGCCGUGUCGCGCGAGGACUCGGCCCGGCCCGGCGCCCACGCCAAGGUGAAGAAGCUGUUCGUCGGCGGGCUGAAGGGCGACGUGGCCGAAGACGACCUGGUGGAGCACUUCUCGCAGUUCGGCCCCGUGGAGAAGGCCGAGAUCAUCGCCGACAAGCAGUCGGGCAAGAAGCGUGGCUUCGGUUUCGUCUAUUUCCAGAGCCACGACGCGGCGGACAAGGCGGCCGUGGUCAAGUUCCACCCCAUCAACGGUCAUCGCGUGGAGGUGAAAAAGGCCGUGCCCAAGGAGGAUAUCCACCCGGGCAGCAGCGGUCCCAGGCCAGGCCGGGGAGGCCGGGGAGGCCGGGGCCGCAGCGGAGCCCGCGACCUGAACGGCUUGUCCAAGGGCGGCGGCGGCUACAAUAGCUACGAUGGCUAUAGCAGGGGCGGCGGCUAUAACGCUUAUAUCGGCGGCGGUUCCUCCUACGGCGGAAGCGACUACGGCAACGGGUUCGGCGGCUUCGGAAGCUAUAGCCAGCACCAGUCCUCGUACGGGCCCAUGAAGAGCGGCGGCGGCGGCAGCUGGGGCGGUCGAAGUAACAGUGGACCUUAUCGGGGUGGUUACGGGGGCGGUGGGGGCAGCGGCGGCUAUGGGGGCAGCUCCUUUUGAGAGGGGAAAGCGAAGGGGGCCCUUUGGGCCUAAAAGCCCAACCUGUGGUCAACUCCUAGAUGCUCGACCACCCACCUCGCAGGACUUAGGUCGUCUGCGGUAGUCCUUUGGAAUCAGGGGUUGCCCGUUCGCCUUCCACCCUCCACCCCACUGAAGAUGGACUCGGCACCAUGUACACAUUUUGUGUUACAGUCAUUAAUGGACUCUAUUUUUUUAUUAUUACUAGGACUUCGGUCGUUUUUAUACUAGCAGACUGUUUCGUGUUUGGUUUUGGGGAGGGCGAGGGAGGGCCAUCUUGCCGCUUCUAUAGCAAAACCUACGUGGGUGGGUGGGGACAGGAGGGAGGGACUUUGUUGUAAAACUUGAUACCUAGCUACAGCAUUUUCUAUAAAAUCUAAUCUGAUCCCGUAACUGGGAUUUUGAAAGUUGUAAAACACAAAUCAUUUACAUUUUGUUUUUAAUAAAUCAUUGUGAUUGACCGUAUAUGUUUAACUUUUUUUCCCUGCAACCAUUCUGAACGUUUUAAGGGAUUUUCAUUUGGAGGGAUAGUUUUUUUGGUUUUUUUUGGUUGAUUGUCGGGUUUUAUUACCUUUUAAAAUGUACUUGGAGAAACUUUAAAAGGUCCUAAUUUUCCUUUGUGGUACCUUACUAGUUAAUUUACACUUUUCAGUUGCCAUCCACUACCCUGUCGGGUUGCUUGCCCCCCGGUAGAAUUUUUUUUCUAAUAAAUUUUGUUAAAGUAUGUGCCAUAGAGUUUUGAAGAAAUCGUAUGUUAUGUUUGUCAAAGUUUUCAGGUGGCUUAGAAUCAGUUCUCAAAUUUGAAAUGAGUCGUUACAGGUGAGAAUGAAUCACCCUGAAGAUAAAUGCAUGAGUUGCAUUUUCAGAGGAGCGGUUAGAAAUUUUUUUUAGUUACACUUAUUUGAAAUGCUGUCCUCAUUCUAUUUCCUUUCCCAACUUCCUCUGAGACCUUAGUAGCACCAUCUAGUGGCACAAUAACUGAAUUAGCGGUGUGCGGUAAAGGUUUACUGGUUUAAGUAAAUUUCUCUAGGUUUGGAACUGGUCAUCAGAACAACCUGUGGAUCGGAAUAGUUGCAAACCAAAGUUUAACUAAAGAUUCACUUCCCAGGAAUGUGGGUCCCCAUAUCUGUUACAGCUGCUUGGAUUCCCAUCUAAACUGAAAAUGUAAAACUGCUGUGCCUAGCUUGGGCCCUGGCCCCAAACUGCUAAGAUUGUAAGCCAGCUAAGUGUGCCAGUAAUUCAGGAGCCAGUUAUAUAGUGAAAUAUCUGUACUCUGCUUGAUUAACAUGUAUACCUGCAGCCCUUUCAUGCAAGAGAAUUCCAGUAGUUUAGUUUAAAAAAGUGUAAUAUGGGGUAUACAUGGGUAGAAAUAGAGAAUUAGCAGCGUUUAUGAAUACUGCAAAUAAAGAACGCAUUUUAUCUA